Messenger RNA from Meira miltonrushii, 1060 nucleotides. RefSeq lists its product as uncharacterized. The record is from RefSeq and is a predicted model, not a curated record. The transcript is spliced from 2 exons. NCBI's taxonomy places the organism in Eukaryota, Fungi, Basidiomycota, Exobasidiomycetes, Exobasidiales, Brachybasidiaceae. Bases 196 to 966 code for a protein of 256 amino acids.
CAAAUACAAAGCUAAGCUAUGCAUGCAUCCAUGCAGUCUAUUCCCCCAAAUUCAGAUUUUCUAUUUUUUGACAUCUUACAUUGAAACCGGCGGGAUAAAUGCAUUCUUAUUUUGAUAACUAUAAAUUGAACGGAACAACUCUAUCUCACUUUCUUUCUUUUCCCACCAACAUCCUCCCUACAACCUCUUCUCAAAAUGAUGGACUACUCAGGAACAGCAAUUACAGACAAAUACCCAAUGAGGGCUUUAUGUGGAAAAAGAUACGAUAAUGGAUUCCCAUUCGAUUCUUCUUCAGGUGGUGUACCAAGAACAUGCUUUGAAGAUAUCGUCUUGGUUCCAUUGGCAAGUUGGAUCUUUUUGGUCGGAUUGGUAGGAUUGAUCGUUUUUGGUUUGAAUACUAUGCGUAAUCAAUCAAGCUCCGUCAAAUCACCAUUGCAUCGUCUGGUCUACAGAAAGAAAGAUGCCGCUACCUUACGUGAUGAUGGCUUAUUGGAAAAGGAUGGCGGCAAUUCACCUUCCGUUGUUUCCCCUAACACUUGGGGUUUCCGACACACAAAGUUGGCCAGCUCACUCAGUAUCUUGUAUUCGCUCUUAGUGAUCGCAACCUUGUUGAUGAACAUCUUGGAAAUUGUACGACUUUAUCUCGCUGAUCGUGGUGCAGGCUUGCUCCCAUUCACCUUGGCAUCUAUAGUGAUCAUCUUGGUAUUGAUGCACGUUCCAUUGCCCGAUAGGAUGUUAUUGCCAACGAGUGCCUUAAUCUUAACGUUCUGGACAUUCGCUCUGGUUUUCACAAGCGUUCAAUUAGCAACUCUGGGCAAAUUGGCUAAGAUCGAACCCAGAACAAAUACCGAAUAUCUCAAUUCCGAUCAACAAAUCGAUGUUGGUGUGGCCGUUGGAUUGUAUGCCAUCGAAUUCUUGGUAGAAGGUCACAGAUUACUCAAAUUGAUCAAACGAAUCCGUCAAUAAGCAUCAGCCUGAUCACUUGGCAAUCUUAUAAUCUAUGAUACCCGUGCUUUUCUUUGUGAUAAAAUGAGAUGAAAAUGCUGAUUAAUGUAGUAUA